CGCCGCCCAGCCGGAGGCGGCGCGCGCUGCCGUCUCGCUUAGCCUCUCCAGCGAGCUCUGCCUGCCACUGGCUGAUCUGCGUCAGAAGCUGGGCGGAGAGUUCAACAAGGAGUGGCGCGGCGUGUGGGUGCUGAUGGUGCAUCUGUGGACGACGCUGCUUCGCUCGCAGAAGCACUUUUUCGUGGCGGACGCCCUGGACUUCGCGGCGGGUGCACUGCGGCGCCCUGUGCGCGGCCGUCUCCCAGCUGCGGACCAGUCUGCAGCCGGCCGACCUGGAGGAAACGGAGGCGGUGCUCAGUUUCCUGGCGACGCUGAUGGACUUCAGCCGGCAGUGGAGGCAGCGGCACCGGCAGUCGUUCGACACGCUCCUGGCCUGGCUGAAGGGGUGCGUGGGCAUCUGUUUCUGGUACGUCUGCCGGCCGACGGUGGUGGCCGUGCUGCUGGAGCGGCCGCACACGCUGGCCGGCAGCGAGCAGCUGAAACGCGUCCGCCGCCUGAGCAGCACCGACCCGGACCCGGAGCGGGCGCCGCCCCAGGUCACACGCGUACAGAACAGGCUGGUGCGGCUCUCGUCGGUGUGUCUGGUGGCGCUGCACGCCCUGUCGCCGCCGCUGCCGGAGCUGCUGACGCAGGACGGCCGCGACCUGAGCGGCUGGCAGCGACUGGUGAGCGCCGGCUUCGGCUCGCCCACACUGGACAAGCCUGGCCCGCCGCCGCUAACGUACGGCACCCUGCUGGCCGCCGUCAACGUCUGCGUCCGGCCCUUCACCCGGGCCGAGCCGGCGCGCCGCUCCUCCGGCACCGGUAGCCACGAGCCGCUGCUGGAGCUGCGCGCGGCGCUGCUGACCGGGCUGCACCAGACACUAACGCUGGUGCUGGAGCAGGCCGUGCUGCACCGGCUGCUGCCGCCGGCCGACGCCGACGACCAGCCGCUGAGCUGGGACCAGCUGCGCGAAGAGCUGAAGCCGUUCCUGGACAGCGUGCGGCGGCAGCAGCAGGGCCGGAGCUCGCCCCACCCGCAGGAGGGCGGGCCGCCGGCCGACCAGGCUCUCCUCCCGCUGCUCGACCGUCUGGUCAACGCCGUGCUGAAGUGACCCGCCGCUGUCGACCCACGGGCCUGGCCAUCGUUGAUGCUUUCAUUUGAUAAUACAUCGUUCGAGAA
Pollicipes pollicipes is the source of this 1162-nucleotide messenger RNA. RefSeq lists its product as uncharacterized. Lineage: Eukaryota; Metazoa; Arthropoda; Thecostraca; Pollicipedomorpha; Pollicipedidae. Gene Ontology annotation, molecular function: structural constituent of nuclear pore. Gene Ontology annotation, biological process: protein import into nucleus; RNA export from nucleus. The transcript is spliced from 7 exons. The record is from RefSeq and is a predicted model, not a curated record. Gene Ontology annotation, cellular component: nuclear pore inner ring. Bases 315 to 1094 code for a protein of 259 amino acids.